This is a messenger RNA of Closterium sp. NIES-67, 1436 nucleotides long. The record is from the annotation of a GenBank genome assembly. NCBI's taxonomy places the organism in Eukaryota, Viridiplantae, Streptophyta, Zygnematophyceae, Desmidiales, Closteriaceae.
GUUCUUUGGGCCAUCAGUGGACGAGGAUGCAUUGGCGUACCUGACUCUCGCCAACGACAUGCUGCACCAGCUCAACCCCAGCUUCAUCACCAUUGCGGACGAUGUGACGGUGUACCCGGGUGUGUGUGCGCCGACGCACCAGGGCGGGCUGGGCUUUGACCUGCGGCUGAACACCGCGGCCAUGGAGAUGUGGCCGUGGCUGCUGCACCAUGCGUGGCCGGGCGGGGAGGCACGGGACGGGCAGAAGCACCUGGAGGAGUGGAGCAUGGAGGAGAUGAUGAUGACGCUGCUGCAGCAGGGGUCGGCAGAGCACACUCUCGUGUGCGCUGAGAGCCACUGGCAGGCUGUUGCGGGGGAUCCUCUAGCUCACGUGCUCAUCGGCCGAUACAUGCCUGAUGAUGAUGCGCCAUCAGCAAGAACACGCUCCCUCACACCAUCAUCGUCAUCAUCUCCAUCAACAGCAGCAGCAGCAGCAGCAGCAGCAACGCCAGCAUGGUACCAGCAACCACAAGUGCACAGAGGGACGGCCCUGUACAAACUGAUUCGGCUGAUAACCCUGGCAGCGGCAGGGGAUGCUUUUCUGUCGUUCAUGGGGAAUGAGUUCGGCCACCCCCAUCGCCUGCACCUGUCGUCGCGGCCGCACGAGGGCUCGUCGCAGUGCUGCUGGCAGCUGCAGGAUGACGCCCGCGGCCCCUUUGCACAGCUGGCCGCUUUUGACAGGGCGGUGAUGGCACUGGACGAGAGGGAGGGAGUGCUGGCGUUGGACAAGCCUCACAUGCGCCAUGUUAGCGAGGAGCACCGGGUGGUGUGUUUCACGCGCGGUGCGCUGCUCUUCCUCUUCAACUUCCACCCCUCCCGCUGCUUCGCCUCCUUCUCCGUUGCCCUGCCACGUGCCGGCGAGUACACUUUGCUGCUGGACUCGGAGGCACCUGAGUACGGCGGCGGCCACGGCACCCACGGUAUCCACGCGCCGCCGACAGUGCACGCCACACCCACACCGCUGCCGCCCCACUCGCAAUCAUACCGCAGGGGAGCCACUGCAUCCUUCGCCCUGCCUGCUCUCACUGCCCAGGUGUACCGACUUGAUAGAAUCUGGGAGGGCAAUCCUGCCUCUGUGCCCUCUGAGCUUGUCUGACUCUUUCCUGAGUCCUGACUCCUGUUCUGGCCCCGCCGUUGGCUUGGUGUUUUGAGUUGAGCGACACUACCCUUAUGUCGUUUUCAUUGCCUACUUGAGAAUGCAGCUUCGGUAAUUUCAGUCGCCGGUUUCUAGAUCCCAGCUAGGUACAAUGAAGAGCAGGGUGAUAUCGAGUCGAGUGCUCAAUGUUCAUCCUCCAAUAGGAUAUGCCCUGUACUUGAACGUGGGGCAGUUGGUUGUGUUAACGUAGAAACAAAUGAUUACAAGAGGUGGAAACCUAGAACAAAUACUAGUUGGUUGU